Cercospora beticola is the source of this 412-nucleotide messenger RNA. RefSeq lists its product as uncharacterized. The record is from RefSeq and is a predicted model, not a curated record. Lineage: Eukaryota; Fungi; Ascomycota; Dothideomycetes; Mycosphaerellales; Mycosphaerellaceae.
UUCACAUUUAGGCAAAGAAGCCACACGAUCUCCUUACUACAAGAAACUUUGAACAUCAGUCAAAACGGCGUCCUAUCUGGGAAACAUGGCACAGGAUAUGAAGAAUGCGUUGAAGGGACAGGGAGGUGGUCUGCAGGGAGCUUCUACUGCGGUGGGAGAUAUGAUGACUGAGCAGACACAGUCGAGUGGACAGAAGAAGGCGCAGGCUGCGAGUGAUUCGUUGAAUGAAAUGGGUUCAGGCGGCAAGCGCUCUGGAGACACUGUUGGCGGAACAUCUGUCAAGGCUCAGGACCAGAUCGCGAAUCAGCAGUCUGGCUCUGCGGACCAUCUGGGCAUGAACUUCAAGAAGUGAGAGUUCUUUGCCCUCACGAUUGUUAUGACAAAUUGUGCAACAUAGCUUCUGUGGCAGUAU